AUGUCGGUCAUGGAUAAAGAUUUCGAAAAUCAUCUAGUAGGAGAAUGGUUUGAGGAAUUGCAGAAAACUUUGCCUUAUUUCAUGGAGUCCGGUUUGGAUCUAAUUAUAAUCAACACUAUCAAACAGGCUUGCGAAAUAUUCAGGCAAACCGACCAACGUGGAGAACCAGUAGAAGACCCCCUACUAUCAGUUAUAACAACAAUUUUCACUGUGAGUAAAUUCUUUGGAGGAGGACUAACUCUGGAUAUUGAAGCAGUCAGGACGUUUUUAAGAAAAAUAACGCACGUAAAUUAUAAUCCUAGAGCUAUUAAACAAGCGGAACGAGAUGUUCUGCAAGUUUUGCAAUUCAAAAUUCCAGUUAGGUACCACCAUAUUGGACGACUUCAAUGUGUUCUUUGA
Molecule: messenger RNA, 399 nt
Organism: Ceutorhynchus assimilis (cabbage seed weevil)
Lineage: Eukaryota; Metazoa; Arthropoda; Insecta; Coleoptera; Curculionidae
Source: the annotation of a GenBank genome assembly